Kwoniella shivajii is the source of this 846-nucleotide messenger RNA. Its product is annotated as succinate dehydrogenase [ubiquinone] iron-sulfur subunit, mitochondrial. Gene Ontology annotation, biological process: tricarboxylic acid cycle; aerobic respiration; respiratory electron transport chain. Gene Ontology annotation, cellular component: mitochondrial membrane. The record is from RefSeq and is a predicted model, not a curated record. The transcript is spliced from 8 exons. Lineage: Eukaryota; Fungi; Basidiomycota; Tremellomycetes; Tremellales; Cryptococcaceae. The coding region runs from base 1 to 846 and encodes 281 amino acids. Gene Ontology annotation, molecular function: 2 iron, 2 sulfur cluster binding; electron transfer activity.
AUGUUCAGACCAACAACCUCAUCAGCUCUAAGAGCUAUUCCCUCAUCAUCUCGAUCAGUCUUCACUCCUUCAGUCGUAGCGAGAUCGUUCCAUGCUAGUGCAAGUGCAUCAUUGGCCACUCCAUCAGAAACCAAACCUGACCAAACCAAGGAAUUCAAAAUCUACCGAUGGAACCCAGAUACACCUUCAGAGAAACCAACAUUACAAUCAUACAAAGUCGAUUUGUCACAAUGUGGUCCAAUGAUGUUGGAUGCUUUGAUCAAAAUCAAAAACGAACUUGAUCCUACACUCACAUUCAGAAGAUCAUGUCGUGAAGGUAUCUGUGGUUCAUGUGCAAUGAACAUCGAUGGUGUAAACACUUUAGCUUGUUUAUGUAGAAUUGAUAAAGAUCUUAACAAAGCUUCAAAAGUAUACCCAUUACCUCAUAUGUACAUCGUCAAAGAUCUUGUACCCGAUCUUACCCUUUUCUACAAACAAUACAAAUCCAUUGAACCCUUCCUCAAGAACGAUAACCCACCUGCUCAAGGAGAAUUCUUGCAAAGUCCAGAAGACAGAAAGAAGCUUGAUGGAAUGUACGAAUGUAUCUUAUGUGCUUGUUGUUCAACUUCUUGUCCAUCCUACUGGUGGAACCAAGAUCAAUAUCUCGGUCCUGCAGUUUUGAUGCAAGCUUAUCGAUGGAUGGCCGAUUCUCGAGACUCUUACGGUGCUGAACGAAAAGAACGAAUGAACAACACAAUGUCUUUAUACCGAUGUCACACCAUUUUCAACUGUUCUCGAACAUGUCCUAAGGGUCUUAACCCAGCUUUGGCAAUUGCCAAGAUGAAGCUCGAGAUGGCCACCGAGUAA